UUGUUGUCUAAACCUAGCUAAGUAGUUUUGUUGUCUAAACCUAACUAAGUAGUUUUGUUGUCUAAACCUAGCUAAGUAGUUCAGUUGUCUAACCCUAACUAAGUAGUUUAGUUUUCUAAACCUAGCUAAGUAGUUUUGUUGUCUAACCCUAACUAAGUAUAGUUGUCUAAACCUAACUAAGUAGUUUUGUUGUAUAAACCACAGCUUCAUCACUGUGUUUUUAAUAUCAAUCAAUAAAAGUAUUGAUAAGUAUUAGUAUCAAUUAAAUCCUAGCGAUGCACAUCCUUAUAGCUGUUUUAUCCUCCAGCUUCCUGGCGCUGUGUGUGUGUGUGUGUGUGUGUGUGUGUGUGUGUGUGUGUGUGUGUCACAGGUCAGCAGCAGCAGUGUCAGUGUGGUUGUGGUGUUGGUUCUGGUUGGGUUGGUGCCUCCGGUCACAGCAGCGGUCCUCGUAAUUGACCAGCUGACCUGAUGUUUUUGUGUCUCUGCAGCUCUCAGAAGGAGGCGACUCUGCAAACUCUCUCGGCUGCAGGUCCACAGUUCGGUCCGGUUGAGGUCUCCAGAGUCUGGUCUGCAGCUCCAGAGUCGAGAGUCGGCGGUGGAGAACAUCUACCAGAUAGACGAUGGAGGCGAGUACGAGUACUGCCCCUGAGCCCGUGAGCCCACGAAGCUGACGCACGGAUGCCGACGAGAACUCUUCACCUGGAUUUAGGAGGCGUUCAGGGUCCUUCAGUCCCUCAGACUGCCAGCAGAGGAACAACCAAUGAGACGUUCAGGGAGACACCGUGGACUACAACUCCCAGAGAGCAUUGCUGUCAGAGGCCUGCAGCCGGACAGAAAUGUAGUGAACGCUGCGUUUACGUCACAUGUGAUGACUGGACUUCUGACAUGAAGAGAUGUAAUCACAACAAACUGAUAGAAAAGAUGCAGAAAGGACUAAAUAAUGAUGUUGAUCUGUAACAUGUUUGAAAUCCGAGGCUUCUGGGUAAUGUAGGAUUCAGACAAAACAUGAUUACUGAGAAGAAAGAGCGAGGACGCAGGACACAGUUUUCCCUAAGCCUCAUGGGUAAUGUAGUGUUUGAAGAGAGUCUGCUGAAUAAAGCUGGUGUAACUCGCGUUCAGUCCUUUCUCUCCUCAGACUGACAUGUCAUCAGUCUUCGUACUUUAAAGGUGACGACACAAAGGAAACAGAAACUCGUCCAGUCAGACGGGUCAAACCUGUCUGUCUGAAACCUGUGUCUCACACACACACACACACGCACACACACACACACACACACACUCAGAGGUAAGAUCGCGAUCUCUCUUCUUUGGGUUUAUCGUAUCUAACCGUACUGAUUGUUGACUGUUGAUUACUGAUGAAGACGUGUCUCUCAGCGGGAGGAUGACGGUGGUCUGGACUCAGCCUCAGUCUCUGGUUCCGUCCUCUCAAGAAGACGAAUGGACUUCUGGGAUCUGUGAAUGCUGCCUGGACAUGAAAGACUGCUGCUAUGCGUUCUGGUGUUGUCCGUGCUUCGCCUGUAGAACCAGUAGACGGUUGGGUCAGAGUCUCUGUCUCCCUCUGCUGGACGUCUGUGGAUGUAUCCGUCCAAUCACCAUGUCCAUGAGAGUCUCUGUCCGUCACCGCUACGGCAUCAGAGGCAGUCUGUGCAGAGACUGUCUGUCGUCGUCCUUCUGUCCUUCCUGUGUCUGGUGUCAGAUGUCCAGAGAGAUGAAGUACAGGAAGCUUCCCACCACGCUGAGUGGCAUCAUCCACCGCUGAUGACAUCAUCGCUGUGACUCACAUCUGUGCUCUCAUUGGUUAUAAGUGAUGCCAGUAAUCAGUGAUGUCAUUUGUUAUGAGUUUGAAGUUAAAUAUUGUUUACAUGUUUACUAAACUUCUCAUUUUACUUCUAACUAACUGAUUUGCAUAAACUGUAUUUUUGUUAUAAUUUUUUUCACAUUCUUGUAUUGUUCUCUGAUAUUUACCAAAAUAUUUGUUUUUGUACUUUUUCAUUUAUUUAAUAUGACGUAAAUAUUUUGUACAUUUUGUCCAAACACAUUGUAUUAUUUCAUCACUAACUAAAUACUUAUAUUAUAUAUUAUAUUUUAAUUGUGUACUGAGAGACUUUUAUAACAAACAACAGAA
Molecule: messenger RNA, 2125 nt
Organism: Anarrhichthys ocellatus (wolf-eel)
Lineage: Eukaryota; Metazoa; Chordata; Actinopteri; Perciformes; Anarhichadidae
Product: cornifelin homolog B-like
Exons: 5
Coding region: 1382-1759 (125 amino acids)
Source: RefSeq, a predicted model, not a curated record